This is a messenger RNA of Episyrphus balteatus (marmalade hoverfly), 876 nucleotides long. RefSeq lists its product as uncharacterized. The record is from RefSeq and is a predicted model, not a curated record. Lineage: Eukaryota; Metazoa; Arthropoda; Insecta; Diptera; Syrphidae. The transcript has 4 exons. The coding region runs from base 1 to 876 and encodes 291 amino acids.
AUGUCUGAAAAACGUCAAUUCUUUCAUAUUUUUCUUAUUUUAUUGAUUUCAUCCAGUACAUUUUCUGAACGAAAUUUUGACAUAAUUUUUGAUGACAUCAAAUGCACGACUGACAAUAAAGAUUAUGUAAAAUAUCAUUCCUGUUCUGUUGACAAAUCAGGAGAUAUUCCUGUGCUAAAUGUCGACAUUCAAAUGCAAAAAGAAGUCCAAGAAUUUCGUUUGGAUUUUGCUGUUUAUGCUUUAACAGCGAUGAAGAAAAAGUUUACAGCCUAUAAAGUUAAUGGUGUAAAUUAUUGUGAUUUACAAGCAGAAGAAACUGUAAUUGCACCAAUUUUUAAAUCAUUUUAUGAUAUGCUUCAAAGAGCUGGAACUUUACCAAGUAGUUGUCCUAUUCCAGCUAUUAAUUCUAAUUUAGUUUUUGAUGAUAUUACUUGUGUUGUCGAAAAUAAAGAUUACAUCGAAAGUUGUUCAUGUUCGGUGGAUAAAUCAGGAAAAGCACCUCUUUUAAAUAUGGAUAUUCAAAUGAAAAAAGAAGUCCAAGAAUCACGUUAUGAUGUUGUCACUUAUGCUAUAGCUGCUAAUAGCAUUCCUAUAAGAAUAUUUAAAGCUGAUGGAUUAGAUCAUUGUGAUUUACAAUCAAAAGAAAAUAUUAUUCCAGCUAUUAAAAUGGUCCAUGAAAUGCUUCACGAAGCUGGUUAUCUUCCAAAUGGUUGUCCUAUUCCAGCAGACUUUCACUAUACAUUCAAAAACAUUUCUAUAAAUAAUGAUUUACUACCAAUGUUUGCAAGAAAUAUGGGAUUCAAAAUUAUUCUUGUGCAUAAUAAUGGAAAAACCAAGUUGAUAACUAUAACGAUUGCGGGAAAAGUGGUUCCUUAA